This is a messenger RNA of Colletotrichum paranaense, 1878 nucleotides long. RefSeq lists its product as uncharacterized. Bases 1 to 1878 code for a protein of 625 amino acids. The transcript has a single exon. The record is from RefSeq and is a predicted model, not a curated record. Gene Ontology annotation, biological process: carbohydrate metabolic process. Lineage: Eukaryota; Fungi; Ascomycota; Sordariomycetes; Glomerellales; Glomerellaceae.
AUGUGGUUUACGACAGAAAGCCUGCGAGGCCUAGCGUGCCUAGCGAUAGUUGUGGGAUCGUCCGUCUGGGACGUGACCGCACAGGCCGUGCCUCCUGUCAGCCAAGAGAAGGGUGUCUCGGCUUGGGCCUUCGACAUGAGCCAGGUCACGUUGAGCAGUGGACGCUUCUUCGACAACCAGGCUCGCACUCUGACGUAUCUUAAAGCAGUCGACGUUGAGCGCUUGCUGUACAACUUCCGCAAGAACCAUGGACUGUCAACCAACAACGCGGCGACCAACGGCGGAUGGGAUGCCCCGGAUUUCCCAUUUAGAACUCACGUCCAAGGCCACUUUCUGAAUGCAUGGGCAUUUUGCUACGCCCAGCUCCGCGACGCCGAAUGCAAGAGUAGGGCUACUUACUUUGCUGCCGAACUCAAGAAGUGCCAAGCCAACAACAGCAAAGCUGGCUUUACUACCGGCUAUCUUUCUGGCUUUCCCGAGUCUGACAUCACCGCUGUUGAAAACCGCACUCUCAGCAACGGCAACGUUCCCUACUAUGCCAUUCACAAGACCAUGGCUGGCUUGCUCGACGUUUGGCGCCACAUCGGUGACACCAACGCGCGAGACGUUCUUCUUGCGAUGGCAGCGUGGGUCGACUCUCGUACGGGAAAGCUUACGUAUUCCCAGAUGCAAGCCAUGAUGGCCACAGAAUUUGGAGGAAUGAAUGAAGUCUUGGCCGACAUCUUCCACCAAACCGGGGAUCAACGUUGGCUCACUGUCGCACAGCGAUUUGACCAUGCCGCCAUAUUUGAUCCUCUUGCUUCAAACCAGGAUAGCCUCAAUGGCUUGCACGCGAACACUCAAGUUCCAAAAUGGAUCGGUGCCUCACGCGAGUACAAAGCCACGGGAACUAGUCGAUACCAGGACAUCGCCCGUAACGCAUGGAACAUCACCGUCAGCGCGCAUUCGUACGCAAUUGGUGGGAACAGCCAGGCAGAGCACUUUAGGCUCCCCAAUGCCAUCGCUGCAUUCUUGAAUCAAGACACUUGCGAGGCUUGCAACACGUACAACAUGCUCAAGCUCACACGAGAGCUUUGGUUGACGAACCCGAGCACCACAACUUACUUUGAUUUUUAUGAGCGUGCUUUGCUCAACCAUUUGCUGGGCCAGCAGAACCCAUCUGAUGGUCAUGGUCAUAUCACAUACUUCACUCCCUUGAACCCGGGUGGACGUCGUGGCGUCGGCCCGGCCUGGGGCGGUGGAACCUGGAGUACAGACUAUGACUCCUUCUGGUGCUGCCAAGGAACUGGGUUGGAAACAAACACAAAACUCAUGGACUCCAUCUACUUUUACGACAACUCUGCGCUCUACGUCAACCUGUUCAUACCCUCUGUUCUGACAUGGACUCAGCGCAGCGUCACUGUUGCCCAAACAACCGAUUUUCCCCGCGGUGAUACAACGACCCUGAAGGUCACUGGUGCUGGCAAAUGGGUCAUGCGUGUCCGUAUCCCAGCAUGGGCUUCUGGAGCUCAAGUUACUGUGAAUGGCCAAGCCAUAAGCAAUGCCGCUGGAACAUACGCGUCCAUCGACCGCACCUGGGCCUCGGGCGAUACCGUGGUUGUGAAGCUCCCUAUGAAGCUACAAGUCAUUCCUGCGAACGACAACCCCAGCAUCGCCGCAAUCGCCUACGGUCCUGUCAUUUUGAGUGGAAAUUAUGGAAGCGAAACACUUUCUACUACCCCAGCGUUGAACUUGGCCACCGUGAAGAGAACUGGAACUACUGGAUUGGCUUUUACGGCGACGGCGGGUGGCAAGACUGUGAACCUUGGACCCUUCUAUGAUGCCCAAGGUUUCAAUUAUAACGUGUACUGGUCCAUCAGCGGAAACUUGCCCGCAUGA